CUGUAAAAUGCUUGAAGAUCUGAUUGAGAGUGUUGGAUCUUUUGGAAAGUUCCAAUGGAUGGUUGUAAUGCUUGUAAUAUCGCCUACGUGGAUCUUUGCAAUAAGUAUGUUGAUUAUGGCCUAUGGUGGAAUGGUGCCAGAUUGGUGGUGUCUUCCUAAAGAUGAGAUAAUAAUGGAUGCCACCAUGAAUAGUUCAAGUAUUUAUUACCAAACCUGUAACAAAACGAGUGAUUGUUCACGUAUAUACGAAUCAUAUACAAGAACAGUUAUCAGUAAGUUUGAUUUAGUUUGUGAAAAUUCGUGGAUAAAACCAACAGUGACGUCAGUACAGAUGGGCGGGGUUCUUGUUGGUGCUUUUAUUGGAGGUCAAUCAGGAGAUAUGUUUGGAAGAAAGAAAAGUAUUUAUACAGCUAUUUUUCUCCAUUCCAUCUUUAACGUAAUCAUCGCUUUUUCUGUCAACUGGCAAAUGUUCGCAGCCUUCAGAUUCUUAAUAGGUGGAAGUAUUGGCGGCUAUCUUGUUUUAUGGACAUUUCCAUUAGAAUUCGUUGGGUUACAACGUCGAGCUUUGGUGUCGUGUCUUCCAUUUUGGACAACCGGUGCCGUAUUUCUAGCCCUAGCUUCGUAUCUCAUCCACGACUGGAAAGUUCUGCAUAUCUGCAUUGGUGCCAUGUCAUUUCCUUUUGUGUUAGGUUGGUUUGUAGUUCCCGAAAGUCUGCGAUGGUUGGCUACUAAAAAUAGAAGUAUGGAAGGGAAAGAAGUUCUGGAAAAGAUUGCUAGAUUCAACGGUACCACUGUUCCCGAAAAUGCUGAGUACAUUCUAAGAAAAGUAGCGGAGAUAGAAAACGAAAAGAAUGAAGGAGGGAAGAAAUAUACUUAUAUAGAUAUCUAUAGAGGAUGUACAAUGUUUAAAACCAGUUUUUGUUUACAAUUUAUAUGGUGUACAUGCUCUGCAGUUUAUUAUGGACUUUCUUUCGGCAUCAGUAAUUUUUCAGGAAAUUUUUAUUUUAACUUUUUUCUGAUUAACUUUAUUGAAAUAUUAACAGUUUUUCCAGAACUCUACCUGUUAGGAAAAAUAGGAAGACGUUAUACCUGUGCAUUUUUACUGUUUACAGCAGCAGCAGCCUGUAUUGUUACACUCAUUGUUCAAGAAGUAUAUAAUGUAUCGAAGAGUCCAAUUAUUACUGGUUUAUCGCUGACAGCUCAAAUAUUAAUUAAUGCUGCAUGGGUUGCUCUCACUCUGUUAACAGGGGAAUCUUAUCCGACCGUCAUAAGAUAUGUGGGCUUUGGCGGAUGUAGUAUGGUGGCUCGUAUUGGAGGCAUGGUUGCACCUUUUAUUUUUAAUUUAAGUAGUAACAGAAUGGUACCUUACGUUAUAAUGAGUGUUAUGAUAACAAUAAGCGGUGUUUGUGCUUUACUGCUGAAUGAAACAAAAGAUUCGGCUUUACAAGACUUAAUAGGAGACAUCGAUGGAAAUACAAAAAGACAGAAAUCAGCAGAAGAUAUGAAAAGAUCUCAAAAAGGGGAGACAAAUCCAAAUGGAUUAGCCGAGGACGUCAAAAGCAAAGAAACAGAAUGUACCAGUAUGUAGCAAUAUCAUAGUGAACGAUGCGCAUCGGUUUUAUCGGCAAUGAAUAAAUGUGGUGUUUUGCUUAACUGAUUAGUUAAUUUCUUUGUCGGGUGUGCUGAUAGGGAGUGGUAUGAAUGAAUGUACUUGACUGAUAAAAAAACUAAAAUAUUGUAUUUAUAGAUAUUCACGGAUCGAUGUCUGACAAGAUGGCAAAUUCCAAUAACUGGUGUCUCUCAGACGUUAAACGUAAUAAAAGAGAGAAAGAAAUGGCGUUUAACGUCCACUCGACACAAACUAGGUCAUUUCGGACUAACAUAUGGUUUAAUUUUAUUUCAAUAAUUCGCUUGCGCGUAGGGGUCUUUAGCAGUGGGAGGAAACCAGAGGACCCGGAGAAAACCCACGAGGUUGGACAGUCGACCCUACUUCUUAUCAGGUACAACCGGGGAUUCGAAACCACGCCAGUUGACUCAAUGACAGGCCUUAUG
Patella vulgata (common limpet) is the source of this 2052-nucleotide messenger RNA. RefSeq names its product organic cation transporter protein-like. Lineage: Eukaryota; Metazoa; Mollusca; Gastropoda; Patellidae. The record is from RefSeq and is a predicted model, not a curated record. Gene Ontology annotation, cellular component: membrane. Bases 8 to 1588 code for a protein of 526 amino acids. Gene Ontology annotation, molecular function: transmembrane transporter activity. The transcript is spliced from 8 exons. Gene Ontology annotation, biological process: transmembrane transport.